CGGCCAGGCUGAGCGGCGGACCGCGCGACCGGACGAGCAGUUCUCGCGGGAACAGGAGCGCUAUUUGAGCGCAAGCGCAGCGCGCUCGCUUCUCUUUUCCGGUUCUCGCCGUCGCCGCCGCCCCAGCAGCCAUGAGCAGCAAAGUCUCUCGCGACACCCUGUACGAGGCGGUGCGGGAGGUCCUGCACGGGAACCAGCGCAAGCGCCGCAAGUUCCUGGAGACGGUGGAGCUGCAGAUCAGCCUGAAGAACUACGACCCCCAGAAGGACAAGCGUUUCUCGGGCACCGUCAGGCUCAAGUCCACGCCGCGCCCCAAGUUCUCGGUGUGCGUCCUGGGGGACCAGCAGCACUGCGAUGAGGCCAAGGCCGUGGACAUCCCCCACAUGGACAUCGAGGCGCUCAAGAAGCUGAAUAAGAACAAGAAGCUGGUCAAAAAGCUUGCCAAGAAGUACGAUGCCUUUUUGGCCUCCGAGUCUCUGAUCAAGCAGAUCCCUCGUAUCCUGGGCCCAGGCCUCAACAAGGCUGGCAAGUUCCCUUCCCUGCUGACACACAAUGAAAACAUGGUGGCCAAAGUGGACGAGGUCAAGUCCACCAUCAAGUUCCAGAUGAAGAAGGUGCUGUGUCUGGCUGUCGCUGUUGGCCACGUGAAGAUGACCGACGAUGAGCUGGUCUACAACAUCCACCUGGCUGUCAACUUCUUGGUGUCCUUGCUCAAGAAGAACUGGCAGAAUGUCCGGGCUUUGUACAUCAAGAGCACCAUGGGCAAGCCCCAGCGUCUGUACUAGGGCGCCCCAAUAAACCUCAGUGCUACCGUA
Molecule: messenger RNA, 815 nt
Organism: Peromyscus maniculatus bairdii (prairie deer mouse)
Lineage: Eukaryota; Metazoa; Chordata; Mammalia; Rodentia; Cricetidae
Gene: Rpl10a
Product: ribosomal protein L10a
Biological process (GO): translation
Cellular component (GO): large ribosomal subunit
Molecular function (GO): structural constituent of ribosome; RNA binding
Source: RefSeq, a predicted model, not a curated record